This is a messenger RNA of Venustampulla echinocandica, 633 nucleotides long. RefSeq lists its product as uncharacterized. Lineage: Eukaryota; Fungi; Ascomycota; Leotiomycetes; Helotiales; Pleuroascaceae. Bases 1 to 633 code for a protein of 210 amino acids. The transcript has a single exon. The record is from RefSeq and is a predicted model, not a curated record.
AUGAGGAGGAGGCGCGGAAGCUGUGUCCUUGGACUUUAUGAAGCAGAUAUCAAGCAGGCGCAGAAAAAACGCAUAGCAAAUGCUCCCCAGCCGCUACCACAACAGCGAGCGAGGUCCUUGACUCUUCCUCUUCCUGCCUUGCCUGACAAAGAAAAGCCAAGUCAAUCAUGGAAUCUAUUGACGAAGAUCAAAUUUAACAAACUGAAGGGCGUCCUCUUCACACCCGCCCCUCAGCAAACAUCUGAUCAAUUCCAGUCAUCACUUCUUUCACGGCUGCCCCUUGAAAUCCGUCAACUCAUCUGGGCUGGGGUCUUAGGCGGAAACUUGCUUCACAUUUGUCGCGCACGCAAGAAACUUCUGGCCGUUAGCUGUGCCGAAAACCCUGAGAUACUCGAGCUGGAAACCGCCCAACAUAACUGUUGGGUGUCUCUCUCGUGCGACUCGCAGGGGCAUCCAAAGCUGUGUGAUGCAAGCGGGGCCUACCGUUCAUGUCAAUCUCAACAUCUCGCAAAGGCGGCAAACCUCCUCCCUCUACUCCAAACGUGUCGGCGUAUCUACACGGAGGCGAUAUCUAUACUCUAUGCGGGCAAUAUCUUCGAUAUCAACCACGUUGAUAUAGUCCUAUACCUCUAG